GUCAAGUUUUUUACAAUUUUCUUACACAUAUUUUUUUUCCACGGUGGGGGCACCAGUCCCUGGCGGGACCGUUCAGCAUGGUGACCUCUGAAUAUGCACCGGAUAAAGAAAAGAGGCUGAGAAACGCGGGCCAGUAGCGCAACAGUCCCGGAAAGUUGUUUCUCCGGCGGUAUUAUUCUCGAACUCCGGCAAUGCUACUCUCGCCACCCACCAUCCCCAUCCUUCCCUCCAAUUCCAAGUCCUUCCAUACUCCGAAGCCCAAACCUUUACCAUCUCCCGCCCUCCUCCAUGGCUUCUCCGCCCACUCCUACCUUCCUCAGCCGGCCGGCCGCUCUCAGCCAACGGCGCCUACCGCGAAAGCAGCCGACAUCGACACCUUCACGCAAUACUCUGGUUACCUUUUCGAGCUUAGCGAUUCGGAAGUGGAGUCCCUGACGGAGUACAACGCGUCCAAAAUCGCUUCGAUUUACCGUGGUAAACCCUUGAUUCUCCUCCGUCGCUGUCUCCAAAUCGGUUCUACACUCGGCAAGUGGUUCGCACUUAGGUACAUCGAUGCCAUCUCGGAGAGGUCGGAUCAGAUGUUCGAGGUUAGAGCUGCUGAGCUUCGGAAGAUAUUGGUACAACUUGGGCCGGCAUAUGUCAAAAUUGCUCAGGCUAUCUCAGCUCGAGCUGAUUUGAUACCACCCUCAUACCUAGCAGAACUAUCGUUGUUGCAAGAUCAAAUAACACCAUUUUCCACUUCAGUUGCUUUCAGUACAAUAGAAGAGGAGCUUAGAUUGCCGAUAGAUGAGCUAUUUUCGGAGAUCUCACCAGAGCCUGUGGCUGCAGCAUCACUGGGGCAGGUUUAUCAGGCUAGGUUACAUCCUAGUGGACGUGUUGUAGCUGUCAAAGUGCAGAGGCCUGGAGUCCGAGCCGCCAUUUCUUUGGACAUAUUAAUCUUGCGUUUUCUGGCAGGAUUGAUUAGAAAAGUAGGCAAACUGAACACUGAUCUUCAGGCGGUUGUUGAUGAAUGGGCAUCAAGUCUUUUUCGGGAGAUGGACUACAAGCAAGAAGCAAAGAAUGGACUGAAGUUUAGACAGUUAUAUGGCAGUCUACAAGAUGUUUUGGUUCCUGAAAUGUAUGUGGAACAAACAACUCGUAAGGUCCUUGUUAUGGAUUGGGUGGAGGGCCAGAAGUUGUCUGAAGUGAAGGAUCUUUACUUGGUGGAGGUUGGAGUUUACUGCUCGUUUAACCAACUUCUAGAAUAUGGGUUCUAUCAUGCAGAUCCGCAUCCUGGAAACCUUCUUCGCACAUAUGAUGGCAAACUAGCUUAUUUAGAUUUUGGUAUGAUGGGUGAAUUUAAACAAGAACUUCGUGACGGAUUUAUUGAAGCUUGUCUCCAUCUCAUAAACCGUGAUUUUGAUGCUUUGGCCAAGGAUUUUGUUACUUUGGGGCUACUACCACCAACUGUAGAGGAGAAGGCUGUUACAAAAGCAUUAACAGGUGUCUUCCAAAGUGCUGUUGCCAGAGGAGUACGCAAUAUAAGCUUUGGAGAUCUUUUAGGAAAUUUAGGAAGCACCAUGUACAAGUUCAAAUUUCGAAUACCUUCAUAUUUUUCUCUCGUCAUUCGAAGCCUUGCUGUUUUGGAGGGCAUCGCAAUCAGCUUCAACCCAGAAUAUAAAGUUUUAGGUAGUACGUAUCCAUGGAUUGCAAGAAAAGUAUUAACCGACAGCUCACUUCAGUUGAGGUCUUCUUUGCAGGCUCUUCUCUAUAAGGAAGGUGUUUUCAGAAUUGAUCGUCUUGAGUCUUUACUAACAGAGUCUCUUCGUGCCACAACAAAGAAAGAAGAUACUGAUUCCAGGAUGGUUAUUAAGGAAAUCCUUUCUUUCACAUUGACUGAUAAGGGUGCCUUCGUGAGGGAAAUACUUCUUCAAGAAUUUGCUAAGGGUCUAGAUGCAUUGGGCCUAGCAACCCUGAAUUCUCUAACUUCUGCGGCUUCUGCAAGUUUACCAUUUGCAGCUUCUCUUUCAUUCACCUCAAUGACUGAUGAAGAUAUCUUCAACCUGAGAAUUUUGCAUCGGCUUGUGGUAUUAUUGUCAGGCUUACAACAGAAUGAAAGCUCUAGCAUGGGAGUCAAUGAGGUUAGCCCUUACAAGAAUCAGAGAAUGUACUCAGAGGAAGCAUCACUUGUUCUUUAUCAACUCACUUCUAUUCAGGAAGUUGUACCCAUCCUUUCCAUUAUUCCUGGGCUGCCACCAGAAUCUCAACAGUUGCUAGCUCGUAUGCCAGCUGAUCUGGCUGGAAGGGUGAUUUCUCGCAUUGUUGCAAGGACAAUUCGGAGGAUUUUUGUAUCAUAGAAAUCAAAAUUUAAGCCCUCUAAUGAGCAUGGUGGGCUGCGACUGUUCUAUGGCUUGAAGGGAGUAUUGAUGAAGAAGAUUUUGGAGCAUUAUAUAUGUAUGAGAAGCAUUUAUGAAGUGUAAAUGGGACAAAUUUCUUGUACAGUUGAAACAUGUUUAUUUGAUGUGGAUCUUCUUCUCAAUUCUUUGUUGAAUUUUUAAGCUGGUUGACCCUAGACAGGUGACAAAAAGUCUGAGAAGCAUAAAAUGGUUAUUGAUGUAAAUAUAUUGUUCAAUGAAGAUGGGAAAUUUUUACAAGCUUGUUGAAUAGAGUUUGUAAAUAUCUUCAUUAAAAGAAAUCUUGAAAAAAAAAAAAGUAUUAUGGAAUUAAUGUUCAUGGUUCAU
This is a messenger RNA of Malania oleifera, 2720 nucleotides long. RefSeq lists its product as uncharacterized. Gene Ontology annotation, biological process: protein phosphorylation. The transcript is spliced from 21 exons. The record is from RefSeq and is a predicted model, not a curated record. Bases 192 to 2336 code for a protein of 714 amino acids. Gene Ontology annotation, molecular function: protein kinase activity; ATP binding. Lineage: Eukaryota; Viridiplantae; Streptophyta; Magnoliopsida; Santalales; Ximeniaceae.